This is a messenger RNA of Betta splendens (Siamese fighting fish), 9444 nucleotides long. RefSeq names its product notch receptor 2 (gene notch2). The transcript is spliced from 35 exons. Bases 252 to 7739 code for a protein of 2495 amino acids. NCBI's taxonomy places the organism in Eukaryota, Metazoa, Chordata, Actinopteri, Anabantiformes, Osphronemidae. Gene Ontology annotation, molecular function: protein binding; calcium ion binding; signaling receptor activity. Gene Ontology annotation, cellular component: signaling receptor complex; membrane. The record is from RefSeq and is a predicted model, not a curated record. Gene Ontology annotation, biological process: multicellular organism development; regulation of developmental process; cellular response to tumor cell.
GGAGCGCGCACAGGGGGAAGACUUAUCGGUGCCGUGUGUGACGAGUACAGCUUAAGUUUACGCGUAUUGAGAGCAUUUUUAACGUAAACCAGACGCUAAAAAUCAACGAAAUGUUGUAAUUUGCUCAUAGAAGUAGUUUCAUUCUGUUGUUCGCGUGCGAGGCAUAUACAGCGAGACUUUCUGUGAACUAACCGUCCUGGGAGACAGCUCAACUUUGGGCUGACGGACCCUAUGUGGAUUUUACAGAAAAUAUGGAGCAGAUCCCCGGUGUCUUCUCGGGAGCGUUGCUAGUUCUGUUCUUCGGCUUCAUCCGGCUGUCUUCAGCUCUGCAAUGUAUGAACGAUAAAGCACCUUGUGUGAACAACGCUACAUGUCUGACAUUUGCCAAUGGCACAGAAUACUGCAGGUGUGCCCCAGGCUUCCUGGGCGAGUACUGCCAGCACAAGGACCCAUGUCAGCCUGGGUACUGCAUGAACGGAGGGAACUGCUCGGUGUCCAUGUCAGCUGGCGUCCCUGUCCCCAGCAGCGCCGUCUGUACAUGCCCGCUUGGCUUCACCGGACAGCACUGCCAGACGCCCCAGAACUCCACAUGUUACCCCAACAAUCCGUGUGCUAAUCGAGGUGUCUGCACCCUGCUGGCCCUCGACAAGUAUAAGUGCGAGUGUGCUAGAGGAUGGACGGGACCACGGUGUGAGUACGAAGACAGCUGUCUGUCAAGUCCCUGUGGCAACGGUGGAACCUGCAGUUCUCUGGCUGGUGGAAACCAACAGACAGAAAGCUUCAGGUGUUCCUGUCCUCCUGGCUACACAGGUCCACGCUGCCUUAAUGACACAAAUGAAUGUGUUGCCACACCCACAGUAUGCCAGAAUGAAGGAACAUGCAUCAACACCCCUGGCUCCUACAAGUGUAUAUGCGCCCCAGGGUUUACAGGUCCCCACUGUGAAAGUGCCUACAUCCCCUGCUCACCUUCUCCAUGCCUAAAUGGAGGCACCUGCCACCAGGGCACUGAAACCAGCUAUUCAUGCCACUGCCUUCCUGGUUUCAAUGGGACUAACUGUGAGAAAAACAUUGAUGACUGCCCUGGACACCAGUGUGCCAAUGGAGGCACAUGUAUGGAUGGAGUCAACACCUACAACUGUCAGUGCCCUCCAGAAUGGACCGGUCAACACUGCACGGAAGAUGUGGACGAGUGUCAUCUGCAGCCAAACUCUUGCCAGAACGGGGGGACUUGCAGCAACCUUAUUGGAAGCUACACCUGUGUUUGUGUUAAUGGCUGGAGUGGACCGGACUGCUCCGAAAACAUUGAUGACUGUGCUACAGCUGCGUGCAACGCAGGCUCUACGUGCGUCGACCGCGUUGCCUCUUUUUUCUGUAUCUGCCCUGUUGGAAAGACAGGUUUGCUCUGCCAUAGAGAUGAUGCCUGUAUCAGUAACCCCUGCAGAGCCGGCUCUCAGUGUGACACCAACCCCAUCAACGGCAUGUUCAACUGUAACUGUCCCCCCGGAUAUAUAGGCAGCACAUGCAACACCGACAGAGACGAAUGCAUCAUCGGUACCAACCCUUGUGAGCAUGGCGGCCAGUGUGUGAAUACAGAUGGCUCCUUCACCUGCAACUGUGUGAGGGGUUACUCUGGGCCACGCUGCGAGCAAGAUGUAAAUGAGUGUGCCUCAAACCCAUGCCAGAACGACGGCACUUGUCUCGAUCGUAUUGGGGACUACUCGUGUAUCUGCAUGCCUGGAUUUGAAGGAACUCAUUGUGAGAUAGAUGUGGACGAGUGUCUCAGCUCACCCUGUCUGAACCAGGGUAAAUGUCUGAACCAGGUCAGCCACUUUGUGUGCGAGUGCCCUGCAGGCUUUAGUGGUGACAUGUGCCAGAUAGACAUUGAUGAGUGUUCCAGCACGCCCUGUUUAAAUGGAGCCAAGUGUAUCGACAGGCCUAAUGGAUAUGACUGUGAAUGUGCCGAAGGCUUUACUGGUUUACUUUGUGACGAGAACAUUAAUGACUGUGAACCAAAGCCAUGCCACCACGGUACUUGCACAGACGGCAUUGCCAGUUAUUCUUGUGACUGUGAAGCUGGAUAUACGGGCUCCAUCUGCAACAUUCCUAUCCAAGAGUGCCUCAGCAACCCUUGUCAGAACCGGGGACGCUGCAUCGACCUUGUCAAUGGCUACCAGUGUAAAUGCCUGGCAGGAACUACUGGAAUACACUGUGAGAUCAAUGAAGAUGACUGUGAUGGUGACCCCUGUGGAAACGGAGAGUGCCACGAUGGCAUUAAUGAGUACAAAUGUGUUUGCUCCCCAGGAUAUACAGGAGAAAAAUGUAACAUCAACAUCAACGAGUGCAGCUCUAACCCAUGUAUGAAUGGGGGCAUCUGCGAGGACAUGAUCAACGGUUUCCACUGCCUGUGCCCACCCAGCACCCACGGCCCCCUGUGUCUCUCUGGGACCGACCACUGUGCUGGUCAGCCUUGUGUGCAUGGAGAAUGUGUUGAACAGCAACAAGGGUACCUGUGUGAGUGUGAAGCUGGCUGGGUGGGAAAGCACUGUGAGCACGAAAAGAAUGAGUGCCAGCCAAGCCCAUGCAAAAAUGGUGCCAACUGUGUGGAUCGACACAAUGGUUACACCUGUCAGUGCCAACUUGGUUUCACAGGUGUGAACUGUGAGACCAACAUAGAUGAAUGUGCGUCCAGGCCCUGUCUAAAUCGAGGCUUUUGCAUAGAUGGAGUCAACAGCUACACUUGCCGGUGUAGCUCACCAUUCACAGGCAAACACUGUGAGAUGGAGCAGGAUCCCUGCGCAUCUCAUCCAUGUGAGAGAGGAGGAGUGUGUCUUCCAUCUCCAGACUACACCUCUUACACUUGCCGAUGCCCCCCUGGUUGGCAAGGUCAGCGCUGCAGAGAGGAUGUGGAUGAAUGCAGAGAGAGUCCUUGUAAAAAUGGUGGCCAGUGCGUAAACAACCGUGGCAGCUACACAUGUCAAUGUCCACAAGGAUAUAGUGGACACAACUGUCAGACAGACGUCGAUGACUGCUCACCCAAUCCAUGUCUAAAUGGGGGCACCUGUGUGGACGGUGUUGGGAGCUUCUCCUGUGACUGCCGCCCAGGUUUCGAAGGGGAGCGCUGUGAGAUUGAGGUCGAUGAGUGUGCCAGCCAGCCAUGCAGGAAUGGGGCCAUUUGCCGGGACUACGUUAACAGCUUUGUGUGCCAGUGCCGACAAGGCUUUGAUGGAAUCCUGUGUGAUCAUAACAUACUUGAAUGUACUGAGAGCUCCUGCCUAAAUAACGGGACAUGUAUUGAUGGCAUCAACUUCUUCUCUUGCCGCUGUCGCCCUGGUUUUUACGGGGAGUUCUGCGAGUUCGAGAAAAACGAGUGCGACUCUCAGCCGUGUAAAAAUGGCGGAACUUGCACCGAUGGCCUGGGAACUUAUCGCUGCACCUGCCCAGUGGGAUACAAUGGACAGAACUGCCAGAGCCGUGUGAACCUGUGCACCAAGGUGGCCUGUCAAAACCGUGGUGUGUGCUCUCAGACGGGAACCUCCUGGACCUGCCACUGUAAACCGGGAUGGACGGGCAUUUAUUGUGACAUCCCAAACAUGUCUUGCCAGGAUGUUGCUGCCAAUAAUGGUAUCGAAGUGGAGAAUGUAUGUAAAAAUGCCGGAAGUUGUUAUAAUGUCGACAAUUCCCACAAGUGCCAGUGCCAAGCAGGAUUCACGGGCAGCUACUGUACAGAUAUGGUGGAUGAGUGCCAGUCGAACCCUUGUCGCAACGGUGCUACAUGCAAGGGCUAUCAGGGCACAUAUGAGUGUAUAUGUAAGCCAGGCUACCAGGGGGUCAACUGUGAGUAUGACGUGGAUGAGUGCCACUCCAAGCCCUGCUUCAAUGGAGGAACUUGUAUCAACCUCAUCAACCAUUUCAUGUGCUCCUGUCCGCCUGGAACUCAUGGACUCCAGUGUGAAGUGAAUGAAGACGACUGCGCCCCAAAGCCUGGCUCCUGGGAACCUCGCUGUCUGAAUGGAGGACAGUGUGUGGACGGUGUAGGCCGUUACACGUGCACCUGCCCUCCAGGAUUUACUGGUCAGCACUGUGAGGGAGACGUCAACGAGUGCCUGUCCAGACCCUGCCAUGCGUCCGGCACCCUUGACUGUGUGCAGCUGGUCAACGAUUACCAGUGCCGCUGUCGUCUUGGAUACACAGGUCGUCAUUGUGAGUCCAUGGUGGAUCUGUGUCUGUCUAAACCGUGCCAUAACGGGGGCAUCUGCCACAUGAAUAUGAGCUCUGUUCAUGGCUACACGUGCUCCUGUUCUUCUGACUUCACUGGGCCAAACUGUAUUGAACUGGACUUCAGCUGUGCACAGCUACGUUGCCAGAAUGGUGGGCACUGUGCUAAGUUACCAAACGGCCACCUGUACUGCAGCUGCCCAGACGGCUUCAGCGGGCCGCGCUGCGAGAACCAACCAACAUGUCCCUGCCUAAACGGAGGGAUCUGUAUCACAGAUCCUUCCAACCUGCACCAGUACACCUGCCGCUGUCCUGUGCACACCUCUGGACAACACUGUGAAAACAGGAAGAAACAUGAAACAUGCCCCUAUGAGCAGUGUAAGAACAGUUCAAAGGAUAAAGUGUGUGAUGACCAGUGUAACAAUCAUGAAUGCCAGUGGGACGGAGGAGAUUGUUCACUUAACUGGCCAAAUCCUUGGGCUGACUGCACUGCCAAUGUUCCUUGCUGGCAUUUCUUUAAGAACGGAAAAUGUGAUGAGGCGUGCAACAACCCUGGGUGCCUCUUUGACGGCUUUGAAUGCCAGAAGACGCCAACGACCUCCUGCAAGUAUGACAUAUACUGUGCAGACCACUACGGUAACAAAAUCUGUGACAAGAGCUGCAACACGGAGGCUUGUGGCUGGGACGGCCUGGACUGUUCUGACAGUCCAGCUGAAGUAGCAGAGGGCAUGCUGGUUAUUGUGGUCCGGUUGCAGCCUGAGGAGCUACUUGGUGACUUAACAGGUUUCUUGCGCUCCUUGGGGGCCCUGCUACACACCAAUCUGCAGGUGAAGCUGGACGGAGAUAAAAAACCAAUGGUGUACCCCUACUAUAAGGAGCAUGAAAAGCAAGGGUAUGCACACAACAGCAGAAGCAAGCGGGAGACAGAGAAGGAGGUCAUAGGUUCUGUGGUGUACUUGGAGAUUGAUAACCGCGAAUGUUCUCAGACCUCUGACAACUGUUUCUCCAACACUACGGAGGCAGCAUCCUUCAUAGCAGCAGCACAUAUCAAGGCUGAACUGCCUUACCCUCUAGUGUCUGUUACCAGUGAACCGACGAUUAAACCUCCAUUUAAUUGGAUGUACGUGGUUGGAGCCGCUGUGUUCGUUGUUCUACUGGCCAUGGCGCUGGGAGUGAUGGCAGCCAAGAGGAAGCAUAAACAUGGUGUGCUGUGGCUGCCUGAUGGCUUUCUGGCAAAUAAAAAUGACAAGAGGAGAGAGCCUGUUGGACAGGAUGACUUUGACAUGAAGAAUUUCAAGAGCCAGGAUGGAGCAAUGAUUGAUGGAGGUCAGCGUUGGCUAGAAGAUGAGGCGCCAUCCAAGAAACCAAGGACUGAAGACAAACCUUUGCUGCCCAUGGCUAUGGAUGGAGGUGUUGACCGAAGAGAGUGGACCCUGCAGCACCGUAAGGCAGCAGACAUCACACUCACACCUCCACAGGCCGACCUCGAUGCCGACUGUUUGGAUGUUAACGUCAAAGGACCCGAUGGUUUCACCCCACUCAUGUUGGCAUCACUGCGCAGCGGCGGAGGCCCAGACUGCAGCCUACACGGAGAAGAGGAGGAGGAGAGUGGAGGAGAUGAACCCGGGCCGAGUGUCAUUUCAGACCUGAUUACUCAAGGUGCUUCCCUGAUGGCCCAGACUGACCGCACAGGCGAAACAGCGCUCCACCUGGCCGCCCGCUACGCCCGGGCUGACGCCGCUAAGCGACUGCUGGACGCUGGAGCUGAUCCCAACGUCCACGACAACAUGGGCAGGACUCCUCUACAUGCCGCUGUGGCAGCCGAUGCACAGGGAGUCUUCCAGAUUCUGAUCCGUAAUCGUGCCACAGAACUGGAUGCCCGGAUGAAUGACGGCACUACUCCUCUGAUCCUGUCAGCCAGGCUAGCUGUGGAGGGCAUGGUGGAGGAGCUGAUCCACUGCCACGCUGACAUCAACGCUGUGGACGACCACGGCAAAUCUGCUCUGCACUGGGCAGCUGCAGUUAAUAAUGUGGAGGCCACUCUGGUGCUUUUAAAGAAUGGAGCCAACCGUGAUAUGCAGGACAAUAAGGAGGAAACUCCACUGUUUCUGGCGGCCAGAGAAGGCAGCUUUGAAGCCGCUCAGGUCCUCCUUGACCACUACUCCAAUCGUGACAUCACAGAUCACCUGGAUCGUCUGCCCCGCGACACCGCCCAGGAGCGCAUGCAUCAUGACAUAGUUCGUCUUCUGGACCAGUACAACUUGGUUCACAGUCCUCACAGUGGGCCCAACCACAUGGGAGCAGGAGGAAAUGCCUGCAUCAUGAGUGGGGCAAAUGGAGCCAGCUACAUCGGCAUGCGCCCCGGGCCGCAGGGGAAAAAGAGCAGGAGGGGUGGAGGUGGAGCGAAGAUAGGAGGUGUUGUCGGAGGAGCGAAGGAGCUGAAAGACAUGAAGGCAAAGAGAAGAAAGAAGCCUGCUGGAGGCGAGGGACCAGGUGCAGGCGCUGGAGUGGGAGGAGGAAGUGGGGGAAGUUCGGGAGGAGGCGGCGUGAAUGGUGUGAAGGCAGCAGGAGGACUUCCAGAGAGCUCUGUCACCAUGUCUCCUGUUGAUUCCUUGGAAUCCCCACACUCAUACACAGGCGACGUGUCGGCAGCCAUCUCCACCACCGCAAAGUCUCCUCCCAUUCUUAGCAGCCCCUCCUCCAGACAAAUGCUGCCCCCUGUCAGCCACAUGCUGGGACAGCAGCCCGGCUGGGUGAGCAUGACCAAGCACGGCUACAGCGGCCACAUGUUUGGCCUCGUACCUCACCAGAUGGCAGGCUCUCACCCCGGCAUGAGUCAACACCAUGGCCAGGGCCCGAUGCUCACUCCCAUGAAUGUCACCAUGAGCAGGGACCAGCUGCCGCCCAUCGUCACAUUCCAGAUGAUCACCUCUGGAGGAGGCCAGGCCCUGCUGAAGCAGCCUCAGACGAGUCAGGUGCAAAUUACACAGUCCCACGGGCAGAGCCAGAGUCAGGGGCACUCCCAGCAGGGGCCAGGCAACGCCCAGUACCCGCAGAGCAUGAUGUACCAGAUGCCCGACCAGAUAAGCAUGCCGCACGGGACGCUGCAGCACCCCCACAGCGUCGGCCACGGAGGAAUCGACGGCCAGUCUCGACCUCUUCCCUCCUACCCGCCUAUGCAGAGCCCUGUGGAUAAAUACCCCACCCCCCCCUCCCAGCACAGCUACACCACGGCUGGCUCAGAUGGCACCACCCCUGGCCACUCGGCCCACCCGCCCAGCGAGCACCCGUAUCUCACCCCUUCGCCCGAGUCCCCGGACCCAUGGUCGUCCUCUUCGCCGCACUCCAAUUCGGACUGGUCUGACGUCACCACCAGCCCCACCCCCCUGGGGAACCCCCACCACGCACUGCCCUCAUCGCGUCACACGCACAUUCCAGAGCAGGUGCAGCUACCGCCACAGCCGCAACAGAUGCAACAAGCCCCUCAGCAGCCUCAGAUUGGAAACAUGCAGGUGUUUGCGUAGGCCGAGCAGAGGAAAAGCCCCAAAAGACAUUUGACAUUUGGGUUGUGUGUAGUUAAAUGGCAACACAUAGUAACUGCAACACUUUUCUUCUUCUUCCCUCUACAGUUUUUAGUACAAAUCACAUAAUCUGCCAUUUUUGUUUUCUUUCCUUUGCAAUUACAAAGACUGUGUAUGGAUGCUAAAACGUUAUUCUGUAUCAGCUAGUAAUCAGUUCUCAGAACCAAAAAGCCCUUCUCUGUGUAGUAGCUUCAAGUCGGGACGUCAUAGUGCCUCCUUUGUCACCCAAACACCAACUGCUAAUGGAGGGAUCGUGGAGGAACAGGCGACACGUGGUCAUUUGGUAUCGCAUUGGAAAACAGACUGUGGAAGUGGACAGUGAGAGAGCUGUGGACAGUCUGCAUCGUCUGGCUGUCAUGGACAUCUGUCAAUACUAACUCCUCAAACCAUUGACUCUACUUUUUUAUAUGGUGUAAGUUGAUGCUUUAUUAUCAGUACCUUCAGUUGUUGUCUUAUUGUUUUUUACUCGAGCUUCAUUGUGUUUAAAGGGGAGUUUAUUACAAAGAUGUUUCAUGAUUAGUAAGUCAAUCACAAAAAUGAUUAGCAUAGAUAUUUAAAAGGUUCAUUAAAUGCAAUCUUUAGUGGCAACUGAUAGGUGAUCAGUGUAUUUUUACUGCGCUUUGAAGAAAGCAUAGUUUGAAUGGACACUGCCUCAUGCUUAGUUGUGAUGUCACAGACGUUGUCACUGUGCUUCCUGUUUUGUUGAGGGAUUAAUUCAGACGCUUGACAAACUUUAUGCAAAUCCAUAUAUUAGUUUUGAUAUACUUGUUACCGUUUUGUCAUUGGAUUUAGUUGUUGUAUAAUGAAACAUGUACAUAGACCCAAAGCACAUUCUGCUUAUUGUUACUGAGCAAAAUUUGGCAAAGAUGUGUUUAGUUUUAAAAUAUUAGUUUUUUUAUACGAAUAAUGUUGGCACUUCUUGAUUCUGAAUGUUACAGAGGUGCAUGUUUUUACAUUCUAACCUGCCACUGUCAGUUUCUAUUCCAGAAAAAAUAUUUACCGUUUUGCUAAUCAGUGUACCUCUUCAGCUUUUUAAUUGUCGUGAUUCAAACUCAUUUCUAGAGGUAAGAUAUGUGGGGGAAAAAGUAAUCCUUUAGUCUUCCUAGAGCACUGAGGAACAUCUGUGACUGCUCAGUUAACAGACAAUCAAACACUGCUUUGAACACUUUGGAACCUUAAAAAAAAAACACCUGUCUUUAAUAAUUAUUGUUUUGUUCUGCCAAAAAAGGACGUGUAAAAAGUUAAAGAAAUCGACAUUAUAAAUGUUACAUUUGCCUUCAGUUACUGUGGUUUUGUAAACAUAAUCAAAUGAACAUGUUUCGUCAAUAAUCCCAGUGUCUAACACUUUCACGUUCUCUGUACUGUGGUGUCCCUGCAGUUUCACAAACACCUGUACUGCUAAUUCAGAUACAGUGCACAAUGCUGUGCAUGACAUUUCCAGUAUAUAUGCAAGGUCUUACUGUAUGUUCUGUAUAUAAAACAGUUUAUCGUACUUUCUCGUGCUAACCAAAUAGUAUAUCUGCAAUAUGAAGUAGUUGUCACCAAGUUAUAAGGUAUAAGACUAAAACUGAAACAGUAAAUUGUCUGUUGAAAAAUGAAAAUGUGAUCAACCAAACCUGCUCACCAAAAUAAAGGCCAAAUCUUCUCA